Medioppia subpectinata is the source of this 474-nucleotide messenger RNA. NCBI's taxonomy places the organism in Eukaryota, Metazoa, Arthropoda, Arachnida, Sarcoptiformes, Oppiidae. The record is from the annotation of a GenBank genome assembly.
CUCUUGGAUGAGUUCGCUGUCCGACAGCCCGCUUACAUGUCUUGGAUUGGAUGGAACUGUCAUCGGGAGUGCGAACACUACUGCCAGUGGAUGACAAUUAGUCACUUGGUCUCCAGCCCUGAGACGAGUCAUCACCGUUUGCCACAAUUUUACGGAAAGUGGACAUUCUUCCGAUUCUAUGGUCUGGAAGAGCCGGCGUCUGUAUUCUUCUCUCUUCUCAACUUAUUGUCUAAUAUCUACGGUUGGAAUGAAUACCGAAAAUCAAUCACAACUGAUCCCCAUUUCACUAUUUGGACACUUCAGGCAUUGUUGGCCAUUAAUGCCUGGUUCUGGUCCACAAUCUUCCACAUCCGUCAGACACUAUUCACUGAAACAUUUGACUACUUUUGUGCAUAUUCUGUGGUCAUAUACUCACUGUUUGCACUAACCGUCCGUUUCUUUGAUUACUUCAACAUUAAUGCAAACAAAAUAGUG